Helianthus annuus (common sunflower) is the source of this 1359-nucleotide messenger RNA. RefSeq names its product WEB family protein At5g16730, chloroplastic-like. The coding region runs from base 1 to 1359 and encodes 452 amino acids. The transcript has 5 exons. The record is from RefSeq and is a predicted model, not a curated record. Lineage: Eukaryota; Viridiplantae; Streptophyta; Magnoliopsida; Asterales; Asteraceae.
AUGCAUAAGGAGCAAAAAUCUUUUGCGGCAGCUCAGAAGAAAUUCUCCAGUGAUGAGAGACACUUGGCGCAAUUGAUGGCGAAACUAAAAGAUGAUCAAGCCAAGUUUGAAGCUGAGCGGAAGACUGAGGAGUGGUCUGUUGCUGGUUGGAAAAGAAAGGCUGAAGCUGAAGCUGCUCUUCUUUCUGAAGAACGAAAAAACUGGCGGAAGAUUUGUGAAAAGGAUAAUGCAGAGAAGGCAAAUCUCCGUAUUAUUAUAAAUAACCUCAAAGCUGAUGUUGAAAAGCUGAAGAAUCAAGAUGCGGAGGUUGAGAGAUUGAAGAAGGAGAAAGUUGAUUUGGAAGCUUUGUUGGCAGAAGCUCGUGCUCAUAGGGAACGUAGCGAGCAACGGGAGGUACAAGCUUUAAGUACUCUUGCCAUUAGGAAUAAGGAACUAGAGGAACUUACUGCUUUGGUUUCUGACCAGGAACAACUGAAAAAAGACCUGGAUCUUGCGCGUUCUGAACAUGCUGAGUCUUCCCGCCGCUUGACUGUGACCGAAGAGAAAUUGGAAAAUUCCGAGACGGCGCGGGUUUCAGCAGAGAGCGAGCUUGAGCCUUUAAGGAAUGACAUGACCUGGUUGAAAGAUCGUGGGAUUGCCUGUGUUGCUGAAUCUGUAUUAAACUCUAAAGAGCUGGAUAAGACUGUUGCGGAUUUAGUGGUUGCUGCACAGCGGGAUGGUUAUGCGCAAGGUAAUCCAAGGUGUUUGUCAAGAAUAGGAUCCUCACCCGAGAGAAUCCUCACUCGAUUUGUUGAUCUUUGUAUCGAUGGAGAAUCGAUUGAAGAAUUGAUCGAAAGGUAUGUCGAGCUGUAUUGGAUAAUGGUGAGUUUGAAGAUUACCAAGACAAAGGAGGAAUGGGUUAACAAACUGGAAAAUGCUUUACCGGGUGAUGAAUGGAGAAUGUAUCUGUCAGAUUGGAAGACGAGAUACUUAGAAGUGAGUUUGGGUGAGUUUAUCGAUAAGAUUAAAGAGCGAGAACUUGAACUACAAAAGAUUAGAAGUGAAGCAACUGAUGAAGCAAAAUGUAAAUCUGAUGAAAAUGUUCGAGAGGUAGAGGAACAGGUUAAAGAAAUUUCAGCGAUCAAGCUUGAGAAGAAAGCUGAGGAUGUAAAGAUGACCGAGAAGUGUUCAAGAUGUGACAAAUUUGAAUCAGACAAUGUCAAACUGUUAAAUACUGCGGCCGCGCUUGCUUCUAUGAAGGCGGAGUUUAAUAACUUACAACUCCCAGUUAUGGAAUUGAUAGAUGUAGCGCUGCAGUCGGACGAUCCGGUAACGCAGCUUAAAGAAAUCUUUCCUGAUGAGGAAGAAGUUUUAGAGUAG